CUGUGAAAGCUUUACAGUUCAAGCAGUUUUCUGGAAGGAUUGUGGUGAAAACAAAAUACAACAACCAGAAGUUGGUCAUUCCAUACCAGGCCAACGUUUUACAUGGAUCGCUGGUAUACAGUGUCAACACUACACAGUUUUUUGGUGCCAAAGCUCUGUGGAACGUCACCAGGCCACUAAUCUUCACAAACACAUUCAACUUCUCUGUGGUCAUUUACAAUGUUAGUUUACCACCUGAAGUGGCACCAUUCUUUACGAUUGUAAACUUCACAAAGCCUGUGAUAAUACAACCCCAGCAGAGUGUGGCAGCAUUCCUCCUCAAGUUCCAUCCGAACCAAACACAGCUUCACUUCAACACAGUGUUGACACUCAGCACAAACGCCUCCACAUUUGCUAUUCCUAUCACUGUUUAUAACGGCCUCAUGAAAGUCAUUCAUCAUCGGCCAGAAAAGUUUGAAGGUCAGCUUGAUUUUGGAACACUGGGCGUCGGAGAAAGCAGAAAUAUGAUAUUCACCAUUCGAAAUGAUAAUCCUGUAGAUAUUGUAAUAGCUCGCUUUGAGACCAACAUGUCGUGGGCUUCUGUGGAGAUCUUAGGGAUAGAAAAGGGGAAUGGAACCACUCUUACUUGCAAACAUAAUCAGUCAGAGAUCAACAUAGACCCUUUAUAUAUAAAGCCUUAUCACUAUGCAGUGUUCAAUGUUAGCAUCAUUGCCCCAGAAGAGGAAGGGGCUUACGUGGCAGACAUUUGGAUGUUCACACAGUUUCAGGAUCUAUUUAUACCUAUUAUUUUCCGUGCUGCCAAGGGCAGCCUACAUGCCAUUCCAGACAAGUUUGUCUUCGAUAAAGUGUAUCCCGGCCGUGUGCCGUACAAGGUGGUGCAGAUACACAGUACUUUUGAUGAUUACAUGGAGGUCACCAAGGUCUCUUUCCAGCCAGCAGAUGUUCGCUUUUAUUUUCUUCCACAAAACAGCAACACUGUCCUCUUGCAGCCCCAUGAGCACACCAUUGUGGGCAAAAUAUAUUUUGAUUCUAAAAAAGAAUGCAAGGACGAUUGUUACGUCGGAUUGCCAACAUCAUCGCCUGCUGGGCACCAGUGGCUGCUGGGAGUGGGUCUAGAUCGAGAUGUCGCUGACACAGACCAGUAUCUCUUCACCAAGUUUCAGCAGAAGUGGAACCGAUUGGAGAAUUUACAACAGAAUAUAGCCAAUGUCACUAUUGUCCUUGACACCAACCAAGUGUGGGGUUUUUUAUUUUCUGCUCAAGCUUACCUACAGUGGCCUACGCUUGUCCGGAAGUCCAGGAUCAAAUAUCCUCUCACCCAGAUAGGAAACUUGUCUGUAUCAGACUUUAUCAUAGAGAACCCUGGAGAUGAAACUGUAUUAUUUCAAGUUCUUCCACUCUCUCUGUAUCCGAACCCUCAUACAAUCCUAGAUCUGCUGGGUCAUGGCCUCAGCCAGGACCUCACAGAUUACGUGGACACUGAUGAUACCAAUACUUUUGUGCUGUAUGACCUGGAGCCCAUAUCUAAGAGUGCAGGUGCUUCGGCAGCAAAUUUAUCUCAGCAUCGGAAGAAUGUGGAGAGCACACUGGGUGUCAUUCCUCAUAAAAAGACCAUAGCCGGUUUGCUGCAGCCGGGCGGUAAAAUCAAAGUCAAAGUUGGCUUCCAGCCCAAAGAUGACCUGGCCAGAUCAUCUCUUAUAGUUAUCAGGAACAAUCUGACCAUUAUAGAUGCAGUCGUCGUCCAGGGUCAGGGGCGCAGAGGUGAAAUGCGGUUCAAUAAUAAAAAGCCAGGCUCUCACUCAGCCUUAACCUUUGAGAUGACAGAAAAGCAUCUCAAAAAUUGUGACACUGAAAUCAAGAAACAAAACAAAAACAUGAUGCCAAAUUUUACUGUGCGCCGGCCGUUCACGCUGAGGAACACCGGAGAGCUGCCAUUUUAUAUCCAUGGAUUCAGCAUCAAUGAGCUGCCUUGUGAAGGCUAUGGAUUCAAGGUUCUAGAUUGUUCUGGGUUUGAGCUGCCCCCAAAUUCAAGUCGUAAGAUCAACAUAGCAUUCACUCCAGAUUUUACCAUGUCCCAGAUUCAGCGAAUGCUGACAAUUCACACCAGUUUAGGGCCGCCCGCCCACGAGGCCAACUACUCACUACAGGCCAUGGUGCCCUAUGAUCUUCUCUCCCAGUGUUCGGCAGCCCUGCCUCGCCCCAACUGGGAACCUUAUCUGUACUACGUGAUUGUUUUUCUCAUGGCCAUAAUCAUUACGUGCAUUAUGGGCCUGGCAUAUGUCGAAUCCGACAGGGUCCUAGCAGAUUAUAUACGUAAAAAGUUGCGGGCCAGCAAUGGCACGCUGACGUUCGACAAAGGGAAGAUAUUUGAUUUAAAAUACGUUGGUGCACUAGUUUCAAACUCAGUCCCAAAUAAUAACAACACGCCCACACCGAGUGCCCCUGCGGGAAAAAGUACUAAAGAUAAAGGAACAUUGAGUCAGCUUCACUGUCAUGCAAGUAGUAUUCUAAACGCACCAGCAGCAUCUUCAGUAAAGGCGAGUACACAUAAUGGCAGCAGAAACCUCAAACAUACUUACUUAGGCAGUCUUUUUAAGGUGGUCAAGAACUUUUCAUUGUUUAAAUAUUUUAAUUCUCCCAAGAAGGUUCCGCCCGUUCAGUCGGAGAAGCCCACAACUAAAGACUCUGGCACAUCGCCACCCAGCCCGGUACAGAAACCCACUGCAACAGUUGCCGCUUUGAGGCAAGAGCCGGCAGUGACCACCACAAAUUCUAAUCUUCACGAGAACAACAUACUUUCAGAGAAAUCCAUACCGGUCAGUAGCAGUUACUCAUCACGUGGCCGCAAAGGCAAGCUCAACGGCCGUCGUCAGAUCAUAGUCGAUGCUUCUGGUGAUACCACUUCUGACCAGGCUUUAAAGAAACUUCGAGAGAAUAAAGAUCAGCCUGCACAGGACUUGAACCACACCAAGCGGAGCACCACAGCCCUGAUUGAUGAUUUUGCUGAGGCCCCUGUAAGCAAGUAUAAUUCUGCCAUGGACCAGCUCGAUGAAUUGGAUGAUAUUGAUGUCAAGUUGGAUAUGUGCACUUCUAAAGUGGGGAAACCCCGCACAGGCAGACAUGUCAAAUCCAAGAACAAGAACGAUAUCAACAAAGAGAGAACUCUCCUGUGUCAUGAUGGUACUUUAGCUGAUGAUGGAGAUGAUGUCUCCUCCACGACCACAGAAUCCUCUGCAGGAGAUGCAGAUGAUAAGAAUUCGCUGAACCAAGACAAUACUUCCGACAUUACCACCUCCAUUGAGAGCAGCUCUGCCAGCAGCAAGAGAUGGAGGAAAGGCUCCAACAGACACAUGGAACGUCUGGUUGUAGCCACUCAUGGAGGCGAGCUGGUUGAGGAUGAUUCCAACUUUGAAGUGACUUCCAAAUCCAAGGCCCACCGCAAGAUUAGAGUCAACAAGGAGCUGUUUGGAGGAGACAUCAUGAUCCCCAG
Molecule: messenger RNA, 3490 nt
Organism: Candidula unifasciata
Lineage: Eukaryota; Metazoa; Mollusca; Gastropoda; Stylommatophora; Geomitridae
Source: the annotation of a GenBank genome assembly